Molecule: messenger RNA, 1947 nt
Organism: Psylliodes chrysocephalus
Lineage: Eukaryota; Metazoa; Arthropoda; Insecta; Coleoptera; Chrysomelidae
Source: the annotation of a GenBank genome assembly
AUGCCGUUCAAUGUUAUGCUCCAGUUGUGCAAAAUCACCAGAUCCAGUAAGCUAUUCCAACGUAAUUUUUAUCUACCUUUACUAAAACCGCUAUCACCAAAAGAUGCCUUACGGCGUCACAUCAUCACAGGAAAGAAUGUUCUUAGCAAGAUGGAGCAUUACAUACCCGUUCUGGAAGAAUAUCAAGCCAGAUUGGCGCGAAGGAAAUACACACCCAAAGGAAUGGGUAAAAAGCGACAGAGAAAGAAGGCUUCAAUGAAAUACGUCAUGCCCUUUCUAGACGAAGACAUGGAAGGGCAUUCCAGACUGCAAUCAAUGCUAAACAGGAAAUCUAAAGGUCGCGGUCAGUGCUAUACGUACUACAUACCUGAUAAAAACUGCACCUUAGUGCUAAGUCAUCAAUAUGAACGCGCAAUCAGAGACAAAGACAUUAUCGACAUCAUUAUAGCUCAACGAACAGAAAAAAUCGCUGUUGUACUAAAAGAUGGUUCCAAAGUAAGCGUACCAAUCGUCAGUUAUGAUGGUCGAUCUCCUUUCUACAGAGGCGAAGGCUGGACCAGGAAAGAAAUCGAAGAAACUCACCAUCACGGCAAAGAAACCAUGUCAGUAGCUCGAUUGUUUGAAGCCAAAGAAUCUGGCGUAGCAGAAUGGGAACUGGAGAUGAUGCGAAUGGCCUCCAAAAGGAAAAAGAAGCACAGAGGUGAAGGUACUGCGGAUUGGAAGACGAUGAUGGCAGCUCAAGCUGAAAAUAUUGAUUGGGAUAAGUUCGAAGAUGAUGCUAAACAGAUGGUCGAAGAACAGCAUGAUCCUGUCGAUGACGAACCCAUAGCCAUGGAAGUCGAUGACAUGGACAAAACUAAGAAUGUCGGUGAGAAAAUCAUGGCUGCAGGUAGCGCUAUAAUAGACCUAUUACCGAUGAUGCCUGAAAUACCUGAAAUAAUAAAAAUAAUCAAGGAUGAGGGCGAAAUGACUGAGAUAGCCAACGUGUCAGGGUUGAAACUCGAAUUGCAUUCUAGUAAAAAAGAAAGAUUCGUGCCAGGCCAAUUGGUCAAAUCCGAAGACGGCGAUAUAUUCGUGCCGGGUCAAACAAUAGUUUCCGAAGACGGCCAGGAAGAAUACACCCCUGGAUUUACCGUAAUGCUCGAGAACGAACCCACGCUCAUUCCAGGCUUGGUAAUGGGCGAUGAUCCAAACAAAGCUGUAUUCCUGCCAGGGGAAUCCACCAUUACGAAAUCGGGCGAGUUGCAAUUCACCGAAACCGAAGACGACUACAAAGUAGGAGAGGACCGUUUCCCCCCGCCCGAACCCGAACCCGAGCCUGAAGUGGAGGAGGUCGAAUUGGAGGAGGAGCAAAAUAGUGAGGACGAAGCGAUCGAAGCGCGACCGCCUCCGAAGCGAGAAAAGAAGGAGUUUGUCUACGAGCGGCCCAAGAGACAGUUCUCAGAAAAUAUGGGUCCUAAACGUCGCGAAAGAAAAGGUCCCAAGAUACCGAAAAAAUUAUCCGUAGCGAAUAUCGAAGAACAAACGGUUAACGCGAUUAAAAAAAGCCCUACCGAGCCAGUUCUGUUCGAUUUAUCCGCACCGCUGCUGGAAAAAGACUUGUUAUUACAACAAAAAGAACGCGUGGAAAAUUUCACCGAGAAGAAAGCCAAAGAAGAGGUCGUCAUUGAUAAGAAACGCAUGGAAAUUAGAAAAAAAUUACGUGAAAUGGCUGCCAAUAAACCACCGAAACCAAAGUAUGUUCCGCAAGAACCAGUAGAAAAGGGUGAAAAAUUGAAGGAGAUGGAAAAGAACAUCAGACGAGGCAAAUUCUUCGACGUUGACCAUAAAAAGUAUCUGACGAAGGAGAGAAAUCUGCCUUUCAAUUGGUUGGAGCCCCCAGAAUACCGUAACAUAUUUGACACGGUGGGGAUCAUGCGCCAUCGCAUUUGGAAAUCGGUUAUUUAA